Messenger RNA from Choloepus didactylus (southern two-toed sloth), 4209 nucleotides. It is a transcript of the gene PRDM4, whose product is annotated as PR/SET domain 4. Gene Ontology annotation, cellular component: nucleus; cytoplasm. The transcript is spliced from 12 exons. The record is from RefSeq and is a predicted model, not a curated record. Bases 366 to 2762 code for a protein of 798 amino acids. Gene Ontology annotation, biological process: cell fate commitment; regulation of transcription by RNA polymerase II; transcription by RNA polymerase II. Gene Ontology annotation, molecular function: DNA-binding transcription factor activity, RNA polymerase II-specific; histone deacetylase binding; RNA polymerase II cis-regulatory region sequence-specific DNA binding. NCBI's taxonomy places the organism in Eukaryota, Metazoa, Chordata, Mammalia, Pilosa, Megalonychidae.
UGGGCGGGCAUUCGGGGAGGGCCCCGAGGCGAGCUCUACCCGGAUGAGGAACAAAGCGGAAGGGCAGGCGCGCGCGCCCCCCGCGCGGCCGCCAGGUUGGGCAGCCCCCCUCCCGAAACUUCUGGAGGAAGGGCCCCGGGUGACCCCCGGCAUGCCCCACCCCGAAACCGGGUGCGUGGCCGCCGGCCCUCGGAGGACGUUGGGUGGCCCCGGAAGAUCCCGGGGGCGUGUGGCCGCGUUCGUACAGCAGUUGUAAGCCAGAUGCGGGAGCAGGUGACGCUAGAAAGCAGACCUUGGUGCAAGUUCCUUGAUGCCAGUUUCUCGCCGCCGGUGUAUUCUUUUCUCUGCCACUUGACCCCAAGCGGAUGCAUCACAGGAUGAAUGAAAUGAACCUGAGCCCAGUGGGGAUGGAGCAACUGGCUUCAUCCUCGGUGAGCAAUGCCUUGCCAGUCUCAGGAAGUCACCUGGGGUUGGCUGCCUCACCCACUCACAGUGCCAUCUCUGCCCCAGGCCUGCCAGUGGCAAUUCCAAACCUCGGUCCGUCCCUAAGCUCUCUGCCUUCUGCUUUGUCUCUGAUGCUCCCAAUGGGUAUUGGGGAUCGAGGGGUGAUGUGUGGGUUACCUGAAAGAAACUAUACCCUACCUCCACCACCUUACCCUCACCUGGAGAGUAGUUACUUCAGAACCAUUCUACCUGGUAUUUUAUCUUAUUUAGCUGACAGACCACCUCCACAGUAUAUCCACCCCAACUCUAUAAAUGUUGAUGGUAAUACAGCGUUACCUAUCACCAAUAAUCCUUCAGCGCUAGAUCCCUAUCAGUCCAAUGGAAAUGUUGGAUUAGAACCAGGCAUUGUUUCAAUGGACUCUCGCUCUGUGAAUACACAUGGUGCCCAAAGUCUUCAUCCCAGUGAUGGCACAUUGGACACAACAAUCACUAUGGAGAAUGUUUCUAGGGUUACCAGCCCAAUCUCCACAGAUGGGAUGGCAGAGGAGCUUGCGAUGGAUGGUGUUACAGGCGAGCAUUCCCAAAUUCCAAAUGGCUCCAGAAGUCAUGAAUCUCUGUCUGUGGAUUCUGUGAGCAACAGCCUUGCAGCAGACACUGUAGGACAUGGUGGUGUGAUACCCAUUCAUGGGAAUGGCCUGGAGCUCCCUGUGGUCAUGGAGACAGACCACAUUGCAAAUCGGGUCAACGGGAUGUCUGAUAGUGCCCUCAGUGACUCCAUCCACACUGUGGCCAUGAGCACCAACUCUGUAAGCGUGGCACUCUCUACCUCACACAACCUCGCCUCCCUAGAAUCUGUUUCUCUCCAUGAAGUCGGCCUCAGCCUAGAACCUGUAGCUGUCUCCUCCAUCACCCAGGAGGUUGCUAUGGGGACAGGUCAUGUAGAUGUGUCUUCAGACAGUCUUUCUUUUGUACCACCUUCACUGCAAAUGGAAGACUCCAAUUCAAACAAGGAAAAUAUGGCAACCUUGUUUACAAUUUGGUGUACCCUCUGUGACCGAGCCUAUCCCUCAGACUGCCCUGAUCAUGGACCAGUGACUUUUGUUCCUGACACUCCAAUAGAGAGCAGAGCGAGGCUUUCUCUCCCAAAGCAGCUUGUACUCCGCCAGUCCAUUGUGGGAGCAGAACUUGGUGUGUGGGCUGGAGAAACCAUUCCUGUGCGGACUUGCUUUGGGCCUCUCAUCGGCCAACAGAGUCACUCCAUGGAAGUAGCAGAUUGGACAGACAAGGCAGUUAACCAUAUCUGGAAGAUUUACCACAGUGGUGUCCUAGAGUUCUGCAUCAUUACAGCUGAUGAAAAUGAAUGUAAUUGGAUGAUGUUUGUGCGUAAAGCCAGGAACCGGGAAGAGCAGAAUUUGGUGGCUUAUCCCCAUGAUGGGAAAAUCUACUUCUGUACUUCACAAGAUAUCCCUCCUGAAAAUGAACUGCUUUUUUAUUAUAGCCGGGAUUAUGCUCAGCAGAUUGGUGUUCCUGAACACCCAGAUGUGCACCUCUGUAACUGUGGCAAGGAGUGCAGUUCCUAUACAGAGUUUAAAGCCCACCUGACCAGCCACAUCCAUAACCAUCUUCCUAGCCAGGGCCACGGCGGCAGCCAUGGGCCAAGCCACAGCAAAGAAAGGAAGUGGAAGUGCUCAAUGUGCCCCCAAGCUUUUAUCUCUCCUUCCAAACUUCAUGUCCACUUUAUGGGUCACAUGGGCAUGAAGCCCCACAAGUGUGACUUCUGUAGCAAGGCUUUCAGUGACCCCAGCAACCUGCGGACUCACCUCAAGAUACAUACUGGUCAGAAGAACUACAGAUGCAGUUUGUGUGACAAGUCUUUCACCCAGAAGGCUCAUUUGGAGUCCCACAUGGUUAUCCACACGGGUGAGAAGAAUCUAAAGUGUGAUUUCUGUGACAAGCUUUUUAUGCGGAGGCAGGACCUCAAGCAGCAUGUGCUCAUCCACACACAAGAACGUCAGAUCAAGUGUCCCAAGUGUGAUAAGCUGUUCUUGAGAACCAAUCACUUAAAGAAGCAUCUCAAUUCUCAUGAAGGAAAACGGGAUUAUGUCUGUGAAAAAUGUACCAAGGCUUAUCUAACCAAGUACCAUCUCACUCGCCACCUGAAAACCUGCAAAGGGCCCAUCUCCAGUUCAUCAGCUCAGGAGGAGGAGGAGGAAGAGGACUCAGAGGAGGAAGAAUUAGUAGACUCUCUGGGGACAGAGGACUGUAGAAUUAACAGUGCUGUGUAUUCAGCCGAGGAGUCUCUCUCUGCACAUAAAUAAGAGGAAGAGAAAAACUAUUUUGGAUGGAAAAUGCAAAAGUAGAAAACACGUAUAACCGGUUAUCCACUACAAUGGUUUUUAUAUAAAAUGGUUGCUUAUUUCCUUCCAUCCAGUAGUCAAAACAGACUAAAUGGAAUGGAUAAAGCACUUAUAGAGAAAGUAUCCUAAUGAAAACACUUAAACAAAUGGAGGAAAGAGAGCAUGUUUCCUAGUUUUAAGUGAUGUUUGGUGAGGAGAGUGUCAACUUUUGAGGUCUGUUCCUACUUGCAUGAUAGUCUGGGAGAUGAAUUUAUACCUGAGUCAAAGCUGCCUUCUAUCAAAACAAGUAAAUCAGAUUUAUUUUGAGUUCCUGCAUUACGCUGUUCUCCUCUCAGCCUUAUGAUUUAAUGCUGUAACUUGGUCCCUGCCUCACAGCCAUCCCACUUGCUGAUUGUGCUCGGGGUGUUAAUAUUAUUUUAUGCGGAGUACUGUAACAUAUUCAUGACAGAAUGGAUUGGAACACAGCAGUGUAAGUUUCUUCCUUUGACUGCAGCUGACAAGUUACAAGCAGUUCCUGUUUCAGCCUCUCAUGGCUACCUAGCUUGACAACAGUUCAUUCCGACACCAGAGCUCAUCUGGGUUUUAGGGUAGAUCUUGCUUCCCAGAUUUCCAGCAGGCACGUAGAAGGCAAAUCAAAAAAGAGCAGCCAGGCAUCGGGCAGUGAUAGGAGAAAAGGAGAGACACCUGGCCUACUACCCAAGAAACUAGCUUUGAAGGAAUCGAGUGAGUUAUUUGUUUAUUGUUACUUGGAAAAUUUUAUAGGUUUAGACAUGUCUUUGUCUCCAAUAAAACCCCCAACCACUCAGACAAAAAGGACCUGGAGUUAGCUGUACAGAGCCCAAAUAAUGCCUAAUGGAUUAUCUCCUAACAACAGACAGGUGUAUGCCAGUCCACGACAAAGCAGCACCCCAGGCCAUAGAAGGGAAGAGAACAGUCUAAUAUUUUUUUUGGCUUAACCUAUGAAAACCAUUGAAAAUGUUGCCCACUUUUAGGACAACAGAUGACUUUGGACACAUUGGUGCAUUUGCAAGGUUUGCAAGGUUUGCAAGGUUGCAAGGUUGUCUCUACAAUGGUGGAUCUCACCAAUUAAGUAUGAUGGGUGCCAAAUAAUUUAGAAGGUUAAGGCUUAAUAGGUUACCACCUGGGCCUUUUUCAGGGUUCUAGUUAAUUCAUCCACCCACCUGGUCGUUGUGUCUCUUGUGCAUAUCCCACUUUCAGCAAGAAGCAGACACAUCCUCAAGUUGGCAGGGCUGAUGGAACAGCUCCCUGCUCUAAGGCACAACCUCUGGGCAGGAGCAGAGAGGACUCUGGUGGGAAGGUUUUGCUGCUAAUGUAUUUAUGAAAUGAAUGUAUUUCAUUCAAAUCUGUAUUCCUCUAAGAAGGAUUAAAAUAAAAACUUUUUAAAAUA